Messenger RNA from Hyaloscypha bicolor E, 807 nucleotides. RefSeq names its product cysteine proteinase. Gene Ontology annotation, molecular function: deNEDDylase activity; cysteine-type peptidase activity. Bases 1 to 807 code for a protein of 268 amino acids. The record is from RefSeq and is a predicted model, not a curated record. Lineage: Eukaryota; Fungi; Ascomycota; Leotiomycetes; Helotiales; Hyaloscyphaceae. The transcript has 7 exons. Gene Ontology annotation, biological process: proteolysis.
AUGGUGCGCGAAGGAGGCUUCCACCCUUUUAAAGGCAGGGUUAGCAGGCACUUCGGGGAUUCGUUGGCGCCGGAUGAUGCAUAUCUUAGUUACUAUGAUGUUCGAUUGACGAAAGAGGAUGUCGAUACGUUGAAGAAUGACUGGUUGACUGACAAUACAAUUGCCUUCUGGGAAGAAUACCUGGAGCGCGAAGAACUUCGCAAAUACCCCUCCUCCCACAUCGUCCUCCUCCGCCCCUCCAUGGCCUUCAUGCUCAUGCAAACGCCCGACCCGCUCACCCUGAAAGACGCCCUCCCCAACUUCUCCCGCACAACACACAUCUUCCUUCCCAUAAACGACGCGCGCAACGUAUCCGUCGCCGAAGGCGGCAGCCACUGGUCGCUCCUGCUCGUCUCGGUCAUUGACGGUGUAGCCUUCCACUACGAUUCCCUGACCCCUUCUAAUUACAAUGAGGCGAGGCUUGCUACGGAUAAGAUUAGUGUGCUGUUGAAUAGGCCGCUUAGGUUCAUGAAUUUGGAGGAUAGUCCGCAGCAGGAGAAUAGCAGUGAUUGCGGCGUGUACGUUUGUAUCCAGAUGCGGCAUUUGCUGCUUAAGAGGCUGUUGAGCGCCAAUGCGAGGGAGAAGGUGUCGAUGAGUAUGGGAGGCAAGUUGGUGGAUGCGAGUGGGGGGCGCAAGGAGAUGUUGAAGACAAUUGAGGGGUUUAGGAAGGAGGGGGAGAGGAGACGGUCAUACGAAGAUUCUCGCUCUUCCUCACCCUUUGCAAAAGGCAAGACGGACUCCCGGUCUCCUCCUAGAAUCGACUCAUAA